UAUAAAAUUAUAUAUAUUAAAAAUAUAGUCAUGAAUCGAGUUACACUAGAAUGUAAUGAAAAUUAUAAAACCAGACUCAUAAUGCAAAAAGAACUUUCAAAAAUAAACAGCGAUUACCAAAAUUUACACUUAGUAGGUAUAACUACAUCCAAUUUCAAAUCAUUAUCUUAUUAUACAGUUGUACAAUACACAAUAAUCGAACUAAAAACCAUUUUUAAAAUAACAAUAGAAAAAAAUAAUAAAAUAUCAUACGCUUAAUAAAAGUUUCUCAAAUAUUAGUUUAAAUCACUAUUAACAUAAAUCAAAGGCAUUUUUAUUAAAAGCUGUAUUCCUACGUAAAACCUCCGUGUUGUAGAAUAUUUUUGACUCUAUGGCAGGUAAAAUUUUAAAAUUACAAUAAAACGGUCAUUAUAUGUUUUAACGGUUUUUUUUUGUGAGUGACAAUUUUAUUUUUCAAAGCAUACGUUUUCAUUCUUUUUUAUAAAUUAUGUCUGGAAAUAAAUGUGAAUACUUGAACUGCGGAAAAAAUAAAAGACUUAAUAGUGAUCUUAAAUUCCAUAUUUUUCCGAAAAAUGAGAAUUUAUGUAAAAAAUGGAUCUUACAUUCAGGAAACAUUAAGUUGGACGAUUUAAGUCCAAAAACACUGAGGAAAAAAUUUAUUUGUGAAAAUCAUUUUGAAAAUGAUAUGUACAUGUGUAUGAAAAGACAGCGUCUUAUACCUUCGGCUGUACCAAAAUUAUAUCAUAAUAUUGAAGAAUUUGAAAGUAAUAAUGAACACCAAUUGGAUUCAACACAGACUGAAACACAUUUAAAAAGUUCUAAGAGGAAGCUGUUGUUUGAUGAAGAUUUAUCAUUAACAGUUGAUGACAAUAAUACCAACAUGCUACACUAUUCAAACAUUGUAUCCACAUCAGGCACAUUCAUAGUUACUCCUGACAAAAUUAAAGUGCUAACACCAACUAAAAAAUAUACAAAUUUAAAAUCUAUAUCAUCACCACAAUUAAUAUUUCCUAGUCCUAACAGUAUUUCAUCCGAUUCAUCAAGAACAAAACAAUGGGUACAAGAACUGUGUCAAUUACCAUCCCCAACAAUAACAAAAAGAGUAAAACUUAAUAAUGAACAAUUAAUUAAUAUUUGUAAAAGGCAGAAAAAAAUAAUAAAUCGAAAAAGAGCAAUUAUAAGCCGUUUAAAAAAACAAAAUGUUAAAAAAAUACUAAUGAAACAAAAAUCUAAUAUAAAAAAUUUAAUUCACAACACAAAAUUUAAAUCACAAAACUCAAAAGCAAUAGUCACCAUGCAAAUACAACAUAAAAGUAGGAAGCCAUGGACACCUGAAGAAAAAAAAAUAGCAUUUUCCAUUUAUUAUAAAUCUCCAUCAACCUAUAAAUACAUGCGUAGGAAUAAAAUAACCCUACCUGGUGAAAGUACUAUGCGACGUUGGUUGCAAAGCAUUAAUUAUUAUCCUGGUUUCCCAAUUGAGUACAUUCAACAAGUGAAGUAUAAAGUUUCAUCAAUGAAUUACCACCAAAAAAAAUCAUCAAUUCGUACAUGUAUCGCUACUGGAGAAUUAACAUCAGACACAGCAGAAGAUACAGCUGAAUUUGUCAUGCAAAUCAAUAACACUUUUGAUAUUUUAAACAGUAAAACUUUAUAUGACAAAAAUCCAAACUCUCGGCCAUUAAGAAUUGUUUGGUCCAUCAACUCCAUUUUAGAACUAUAUAAAAUUGAAAAAUCCGAUGUUUUAAAUAAAUGUGAUUCAGAAAAACCGUAUUUCCUAUUAACUAACCGUUUGUGCCAGGACCCACUAGAAAAUCUAUUUUCUAUAAUGCGUCAAAAAAUGGAGUUGUGCAACUGUGAAGAUGACAAUGAUGUUUUCCUUACAGUUGAUGUUCUAUCCGACGUUGCCAAUAAUGAAAGAACAACUAUUGAACAAAAAGAACAAGUAUUAGAUGAAUUAGAAAAUUCACCAAGGAGUUCAAAUUCAGAUUUGUCUUUAUAUAUGUAUGCUCCAGAAGAAAUAACCACAUUAGAAACUUGUUCAAUUAGGUGUUGUUCAUGGAGGUUUGAAGACACCUAA
Molecule: messenger RNA, 2077 nt
Organism: Aphis gossypii (cotton aphid)
Lineage: Eukaryota; Metazoa; Arthropoda; Insecta; Hemiptera; Aphididae
Exons: 8
Coding region: 488-2077 (529 amino acids)
Molecular function (GO): sequence-specific DNA binding
Source: RefSeq, a predicted model, not a curated record